UUCAUCAAAUGGUAAUCCAUUUUCGGACUCGGAUCCGAUCUCCAGCCCGAACCUAUCUAUUCAAUCCAUUGCCCAGUCCUUUACGAACCCAAACCCCUAAAUCUUCGAAAUCCCUGGAAAUGUCUACAAACCAAUCGAAACCAAAAAGACCCGUAUGUCCAUCAUGCUCCAAACCUGCCCGAACCUGCCUCUGCGAUCGGAUACGGACCCGGAACCUUGACAAUUCGGUAAGUGUAACGAUUCUUCAACACAGUUUAGAAAGAAAUCAUCCUUUGAGUUCUACUAGAAUUGCAAAAUUAGGGCUUAAGAAUCUCAACGUGGUCACUGUUUUUGAAGUUGAUUUUGAGGCCCGGUUCGAAAUCAGGUUGUUGGAACCGGGUCAUGAGUCGGGUCUUGGUCGGGUUGGAUGGGAAAGUUCUGAGUUUGGUCAAGUAGGGGGAAAGGAAGAGAAGCAGAAAGUUGGUUUUGAGAGUUUUGGUAUCGAAGUUGAGGGAAAUGAGAAGUGUCCGGAUGAGAAAAGUGGGGACUUGAUUGAAAGAAACGGAGAAUUUAGUUUGAAAAAUGAUGUUAGUAGGAGUCGAAACGCUGGAAAUUCCUUAAAAGGUUUGGAUUUUGUGGAGAAUUUAGAUGCUUCUAAUGGUGAUGAGCUGUUGUUAGAGUUAACUGGUAGAGAAUGCCGUGGUGCAAGAGGUUCAAUGCCUAUGGAGAAUCCUAGUGAGAAGUUAGAGAAAGGGUUUAAUUUGGAUGCUAAUGUGUUAAAUGAAGCUGCUCUAGAUGACAGAACUGAUUUGGGUCAAAAUGGAGCUGUUCCUAGAGAUAGAGGAGGACCUGUCAUUAGUGCUACUAUGAUUAGGUAUGGACGUAUUACUGAUCUUUCUCAAAUUUGGAAGGUGGACAUACAUGGAAAGAAGCUGAAGUUUGAUCACAUUUUGGCCUCUCUGUUCGCCAGGGAUGCUUUGGCCGGAGGAUUUGUUGUGAAAAAAUUUGAAAGGCGGAAAUUGGAUGGGAAAAUGGAAGUGGAAGAGAAUGAAGAGUUUGAAGUCAAGGUUCCUCCUGGAUCAAUACUCCUAUUCCCAAGUCAAAAUGCAGUUGGAGUUGAAGACCUCAAGUCUAUGGAUUUUGAGGUGAAGAAUUUGAUCGUUUUGGAUGGGACAUGGUCCAAGGCUGGGAGAAUUUACAAUGAGAACCCCUGGUUGAAGCUUUUGCCACAUUUGAGGUUGGAUUUGGAUAAGAUGAGCUUGUAUAGUGAAAUAAGGCAUCAGCCAAAGGCAGGAUAUUUGUCAACCAUUGAGAGCAUUGUGUAUACCUUGAAGGCUUUGGGAGACAAUGUCGAUGGAUUGGACAACCUCUUGGAUGUUUUUGAGUCCAUGGUUGGGGAUCAGAGGCGACUUAAAGAUGAAAGGUUGAGCAAAGCCUCCGAAGAUCGAAUGUACUAAUUUUUGCAUUCUCGGUUAACAUUGUUUCAAACUGAGGCUUUGACCAAUGUUAAGAUAGUCCUAUGCUAACUUUGCAAAGUUAAUGUCUGCAAAUUGCAGCCUCAUAGCAAUGCUGAUGUUAAGCUUAAAUGAGAAGAACAAUGGCUUGCAAUGAGUGGAAUACAAGAUAACUCAGACUAGAAAGCACCUUCAUCUGACCAUUUUCCAGGUCUCGGCGGAAAGUCAAAAAGGCAUACAGCCACUAGCAGGGACAUAAUUGAAUAAUACAAAAAAUUAAUGGGGCACCAAUGAAGAAAUUUGUAAUCACUAAAAUGCCCCUCAAUGAAUUGUAAGUUCAAAAAUCACCUUCUUCUUCUCUUUUUCAUUUCCCAGAUUGCCAUUAGCAACCAAUCUUUCUUCUUCCAGAAACAAUGCAAAAACUCCUCUCACGUCCACUCUCAGCCCCACCGAAACCCUGCUUCUCUUGUUUCUUCUCCCUCUCUCCCUCGAAAACUACUUAUGACCCUCCAUUUUCCCUUAUUUCCAAACCCCCCCAAAACCCAAACCAAAGCCACCC
Theobroma umbraticum is the source of this 1992-nucleotide messenger RNA. RefSeq names its product DTW domain-containing protein. Lineage: Eukaryota; Viridiplantae; Streptophyta; Magnoliopsida; Malvales; Malvaceae. The record is from RefSeq and is a predicted model, not a curated record.